This is a messenger RNA of Danaus chrysippus (African queen), 387 nucleotides long. The record is from the annotation of a GenBank genome assembly. NCBI's taxonomy places the organism in Eukaryota, Metazoa, Arthropoda, Insecta, Lepidoptera, Nymphalidae.
AUGGGGAUGAUGGAGAUGAUGGGGAUGAUGGGGAUGAUGGGGAUGAUGGGGGUGAUGGAGAUGAUGGAUGAUGGGGAUGAUGGGGAUGAUGGGGGUGAUGGGGAUGGGGAUGAUGGGGAUGAUGGGUGUGAUGGAGAUGAUGGGGAUGAGGGGGUUGAUGUGGAUGAUGGAGACGAUGGGGAUGAUGUGAAUGAUGUGGAUGAUGGAGAUGAUGAAGAUGAUGGGGAUGAUGGGGAUUAUGGGGAUGAUGGAGGGGAAGAUGGAGAUGAUGAAGAUGAUGGGGGUGAUGGGGAUGAUGGGGAUGAUGGAGAUGAUGAUGAUGAUGGGGAUGAUGGGGAUGAUGGGGAUGAUGGAGAUGAUGAUGAUGAUGGGGAUGGAUGGGGGUGA